AGUCAUCCUUUGGCCCGACGGUUCGCUUAAAAUUGCCAGGACGUCCCACCAAGUUCUCGUUCAAGGGCAGCGGAAAGAGUCAAGGAUUGGCGUUGCUUGGCAACCGAAGCCCCAGGUACACAAAGUUGAAAGUCCUGGAAACGUCAGGGGUACAAUGCGCAUCGGUGCAUCUCAGUAUUUUGCAAUUAGGUUUUAUUAGAUUUAUUACUUUAAAGGUAAAGAAUGACUCUUUAUUUCGACUAUCGCGUUAACAUCGGGCCGGUCGGGGCCAACACGUCUUUCACUACGAUCGACUGGCAUCAGCAACAUGCUCUCUUGGCCGUGGCACUCUACAAUACAGAAAAAGGUGGAUCAGUCUACAUAUGUGACGAUUUGGGGGAAAAACUGAAAGAUAUCGAACCUGCAUACCAUCCGACGUCAGAAGUUGUCCUCCUCUCAUGGCAUCCGAACAGGAGAACAUUGGUAAUAGCAUGGCAAAAUGGAGAAUUGCGGGUGUGGAAUGGAGACAGCGAGUACAUUCUUGUCCAACUGACAAAACCAUCAGUAAUAAAGAUGGGAAAAUGGUCUCAACAAGGAAGCAAGUUUGUCACAAUAGACAAUUUUGGUGAGAUUGGAGGAUGGCGGCUGGAUGCAAGAGGACAAUUAAUAUCGCUUUUCUUUGUCAAACCGGACUCAGGAAAUCCGAUCUGUCUUGAGAUGAGAGUGGCAAAAUCAAGUCUCGAUAUUGCUGGACUUGCUAAAAAAGCAGUUGCUGGAGAUGAACAGGCACUUGAUAUGUUUAGUGCCUGGAGGCCUAAAACUGCUGGAAGGCGGACCGCUGUUCAAAUGGACGCAACCGCCUUUUAUGUUGGAACAGACAAUGGGUAUAUUUAUCAUAUAAACGAAAGUGGUUUUAUGAGGGAAGUGGCAAGUAAUCUCGGGUUAAUUCAAAAGCUACUUCACUAUGAAAAGGAAGACUGUUUAUUGGUUAUUGUCGAAGGGCUCAAUAUGAAUUACUAUUCAAUUGAUCCGAAUGGUAAUCUGCAAGAAGUUACAAAGGUCAAGCUUAGCACAUCUGCUGCCAUGACUGGUUGUUCUGUAGUCUGGGCAGGAUCUGGUGUACUGGCUUGUGCUGUGGGCGAUAUGACUGUCAGAAUUUGGGAACCAAGCACAGGCGACAGUUAUUCUCUUAUUUUCUCAAGGAGUGACGCUCCACAAUCAUCGUUACGAGAAAUGAUAACAACACUGGCUUUUUCAAAGAACAAAGGGCUUUUAUGUGGCUGCACAAAUGCUGGAACUGUCAUUAUAUGGAAAGUGAAUGGAAAGGGUUACGAUGCAUGGACUCAAGUCGCUUCGACAAAACUGAAACAAAGCAUAAAACAUGCAAUGUGGGGGGCGAAUCAACUUGCGAUUAAUUCUAUUGGGACUGUUUACGUACUGAAAGAACAUACCCUUUCCGCCAUAUAUCAGAAGAAAAUUUUGGUGAUUCAGACUUCUGCUACUCAAAUGAUUGUAAGCACUGGUGAUAAAAAUGUUGAGCUGAACACCGACCUUCAAGUAUCAGGGAUAGCUUUAAAUGACGAAAUUGUUGCCGUUUGGAGUGGAAAAAUGAUGGCUGUGUACCACCAUCUUGCCUCAUCUAUUAGUGUCAUGGGUUCAUUUUCUUGUGAAUGUGUUGCGGCUGGUGUAUGGAACAACAAUUUGAUAGUUUUGACAAUGACUGGAAAAAUCGAGGUGUUGACAUUGCAAGGGACUGUGAAACAGUAUGUGGAUACAGAUGGGCAGCCCAUUACCCUUAGCCUUACUUCUAAUUUCAUGACAAUAUCGACUAUGACUGGAACACUCCAAGUUUGGGAUUUAUCCAGAAGAGAAGCUAAACCUCACUCAAAAGUCAAAGAUCUUAUUGAAGCUAUAAGUGAUUUUGGCGAGGUAAUAAGUGCUGUUUGUAAUAGCAAUGGGACAAAAGUAGCACUGACGAUUGCUAGCAGUAAUCUUACACCCAUACCUGGAAUUUACGUUUGGUGUAUAGAGGAGGAUGUGAUCAGCUCUCAUCAUUUUCAUCCUCAAAACGAACCUAUGAGAUUUGUUAUUUCGAUGCAUUGGGAUUCUGAUGAGCCGAGGCUUUUAGUCUGCGAAGCAAAGAGACCUGUAAUCCCACCUUCGAACAGGCGGAUAACUGCAAGCACUCUCUCAAGGCAGGAAACAAUGUCACCCACAACAGUUCUAGUUUCAUUUUUGGUUACUCCUGAGCAUGGAAUGCUUUUAAAGGAUGUUAAGCCUGUUGAUGAUGAAUUUGUCUCGCUUUUGGGUGUUGAUAUACCAUAUUUUAUUGUGAUAAAAAAAUCUUCUCAACAGAAAAUCGUUGGUAGCAAGAUUUUAAUGAAAGAUUUUGAAGGAUUGGAAGAAGCUGACAGUCAAACAAAAAAUGCCGUUAUUAAUUUUAGCUUCUCUCUGAGUGUUGGAGAUGUGGAUCAGGCAUUUAAAUCAAUCAGAAACAUUAAGAGCCCGGCUGUCUGGACGAGUUUGGCAAAAAUGUGCGUCAAAGGGAAAAGGCUUGAUGUCGCCAAAGUUUGCUUGGGGCGUAUGGGACAUACUAGAGGUGUAACUGCUUUAAAAGAAGCCGAAAACGAGCCGGAGGAAGAAGCUAGAGUAGCGGCUCUUGCAUUACAACUAGGGAUGGUGACUGAGGCGGAAGAACUCUAUGAAUCAUGCGGAAGGUACGACUUGCUUAAUAAAUUAUACCAACGGAGUGAUCAGUGGGACAAGGCAGUAGAAAUCGCUCAAAAAUAUGACAGGAUACAUUUGAGAAAUACAUAUCAUCAUUAUGGAAAGUUUUUAGAAUUAUCCGGUGAUACACCUGGUGCUGCGCACAUGUACCAGAAAGCAGAAACCCACCGGCAUGAAGUCCCUAGAAUGCUUCUCGGAGAUAUACUAGCUUUAGAAAAGUAUAUUGUAGACAGCAAAGACCCGGUAUUGUUAAAAUGGUGGGCGCAGUUCAAAGAAAUGAAAGGUGACAAAAAGACAGCGACCAAAUUUUAUGAAGACGCAAGAGAUUAUACUUCGUUGGUGAGGAUGAUGUGCCAUGCUGGAGAAAUGGAGAAAGCGACACAGAUCGCUGAAACGACUGGUGACAAGGCGGCUUGUUAUUACCUUGCGGGUCGUUAUGAAGAAAUGGGAAUUCUACCGACUGCUGUCCAUUUUUAUACCAGAGCGACGGCUUAUACUAAUGCAAUGCGACUGUGCAAGGAACAAGGCUUAGAAGAUCAGCUAUGGGCUUUAUCUUUAUCAGCCGGCCCGAGGGAACAAGCAGAAGCUGCUAAAUUCUUAGAAGCCAUAACUCCUGAAAGAGCAGUAUUGCUGUACCAUAAAGCUGGGAUGUUUCAUAAAGCUUUGGAUCUUGCUUUUAGAAAUAAUCAGUUUGAUGCCGUUGAACUUAUUGCGACAGAACUUACAUCAGACGACGACAAAGAACUUUUAGUUAAAUGUGCGGAUUAUUUUAUCGAGCAAGAACAUUUUGAAAAAGCUGUCCAUCUUCUUGCAAUUGCAAAACAGUAUGAAUCAGCUAUAAAGCUAUCUUGGGACCACAACGUACUUCUCAAUGAAGAACUCGCCGAAAAAUUAAGUCCAGAAGAAGGCCAUGAAAACCGUGUCAUACUUUUAGAAACUUUGGCUGAUUGCGCCCUUGCGCAAGCUAAUUAUCAUCUCGCUACAAAAAAAUACACACAGGCCGGGAAUAAGAUGAAAGCCAUGAAAGCAUUACUUAAAUCCGGCGAUACAGACAAAAUAAUAUUUUUUGCAAAUAUAACAAGGCAAAAAGAAAUGUAUGUAAUGGCAGCAAACUAUCUCCAAUCGCUUGAUUGGAGAGUGAAACCAGAGCUUUUGAAAACAAUUAUAAGCUUUUAUACAAAAGGAAAAGCUCCACAUCUGCUAGCAAAUUUUUAUGUUGCGUGUGCCCAGGUUGAAGUUGAUGAUUUUAGGAACUACAACAAAGCUCUAGGGGCGUUAAAUGAAGCUUCAAAAAGCUUAUCGGGUCCAAAUGCUGACCAGUACUCAAACUUAAAAGAAAUGAUUAGUCGUAAAACAGCACUAGUGAAUAAAUUCCUUGAUGCAACAAGGCAAUUUGAAAGAGGCGAAAAUGAAGCCGGAAUGCAGACUUGCAGGAUACUGUUGAGUAGUGGUGAAAGCGAACUUGUCAGAAAGGGAGACGUUUAUGCUCUCAUGAUUGAAAAUACUGUAAGGAAUAAUGAUUUGGUAGCGGCUAAAACUUUAGUUCAUGAGUUAAAACUGGCCCAGCCAAACGACACCAUUGACUUCUAUCUUACGAAAGAUAUUUUAGCAAGAUUGGGAAUAGAAGUGGAACAAACGACAAAUGACGAAGGGCAAUCCGAUGGUGAUGAUAAUGUCAUCGAUGAAACUGUUUAGUGUAAAAGUCAACAGGAUGUUUAUUCUGUAUUAUUGUUAUUUAUGUUCUUCUAGUUUAUUAAUACUUAAAUGUAUAAAUAUAAAUAUAUUUUUUCUAAAUGGA
Cimex lectularius (bed bug) is the source of this 4504-nucleotide messenger RNA. It is a transcript of the gene rempA, whose product is annotated as intraflagellar transport protein 140 homolog. Gene Ontology annotation, molecular function: protein binding. Gene Ontology annotation, biological process: intraciliary retrograde transport. Gene Ontology annotation, cellular component: axoneme; intraciliary transport particle A; ciliary basal body. The transcript is spliced from 21 exons. The coding region runs from base 223 to 4401 and encodes 1392 amino acids. NCBI's taxonomy places the organism in Eukaryota, Metazoa, Arthropoda, Insecta, Hemiptera, Cimicidae. The record is from RefSeq and is a predicted model, not a curated record.